CGAAUACUUCUCCUAUUCUCUCAAUGAGAAAGAAGAUUUACAUCGCCAUGAGAUUCAUUCUGUCAUAACUGGCAUCAUAAAUGAGAUGCAUGAGAUUCAGCAAAAGAUGAACCACGAUUAUGCGAGUUCAGUCUCAUCCGUUGGAAGGAAUCUCAGUGAAAUGGGAAAGAAACUCAACAUAGUUUCAUCACUAGAUUCACGCCCUCAGACUGUUUCCUUAGUUGAUGAUAGAAUUUUUGAUAGGAGGGAAGAGGCAAAUGAUAUAAUAGACAUAUUAUUAUCUGAUAAAUACAAUGGGGAAAAAGUUCCUGUUGUUUCAAUAGUUGGUACUGGGGGGAUUGGCAAGACCACUUUGGCUCAACUCAUUUACAAUGAUGCAAACGUAGUUAAGCAUUUUGAUGUGAGAGCGUGGGUAUGUGUUUCCCAAGAUUCUGAUGUUACAAAAAUAACUAGAUCAAUUCUUCAGUCAAUCACUCAUAUACACCAGCCAAUUGAACAACUGGAACCACUUCAACAAGAACUCAAGAAUUGGUUACAGGGAAAGAAAUUUCUACUUGUUCUUGAUGAUAUAUGGAGCGAUGACCGCAGAACGUGGGAUGCGGUAAGGGUCCCAAUUAAUGUUGCAGCAGAAAAAGGAAGCAGAAUAAUAGUGACCACUCGGAUUAAUAGAGUUUCCUCCAUUAUGAACUCCAUAAAAAAAAUUGAUUUGGAAACCUUGCCAUAUGAACAUUGCUGGGAAUUAUUCAAAAGGAAGGCUUUUACUGAUGACAAAAUCUGUGAUAAACAUCCAAACUUGAAAGAAAUUGGAGAGGAAAUUGUUAAAAAAUGCAGAGGAAUGCCUCUAGUAGUGAAAUCACUAGGAGGACUUCUAUACGAUGAUCUGGAUGUGAAAAGGUGGAAAUCCGUCUUAGAAAGUAAGAUGUGGGAGGUUGAAGCAGAGGAGACAACAAUGUCAGCUCUACGUUUGAGUUAUUAUUACUUGCCAGCACAUUUAAAAUUAUGCUUUGCAUAUUGCUCUUUGUUUCCUAAAGACCAUGAAUUUGAUAAGGAAACUCUAGUCCAGCUUUGGAUAGCAGAAGGUUUUGUUUCAUCUAAAAGAAUUGACAUUGUGGAAGAAGACCUUGGAGGCGAAUACUUUGAUGAAUUGUUCAAUCGGUCCUUUUUUCAAAAGCAUUCUAAAUUUCGAAAAUCAUUUAUGAUACAUGAUCUGAUGCAUGACUUAGCAGAGUCGGUUUCGGCAGGCAUGUAUUUUAGGAUGGAGGAGGGCAAAUCACAUGACAACAACAGUGGCAAUCUUAAAAUGGUUCAUUACGUAUCAAUGUUUCACUUCCAACCAGAUCAGUACUCAAUGGAGAAGGAAUUAUGUAAAUUCAAGGAAUUGUCAACUUUGUCGUUGAUUUUGCCGUUAACAAGGGAUUGGCAUAUCCUAGGUGACUUAUUUGAACAAUACCGAUGCCUACGUGUACUGGAUUUGAGUGAAAAUUAUAGAUUGUUCAAUUUGCCAAAUUCAAUUGGCAACUUGAAACAUCUACGGUUGCUUAACCUCAACAGGACACGCAUUACAGUGUUACCCGAGUCAAUGUGCAACCUCUACAAUUUGCAAGUUUUGAUGCUUAAAAAUUGUUAUAGUCUCAUUGGAAUUCCUAAAAACAUGGGAAACCUAAUCAACCUCCAAUACAUAGUGAUGGGAGAUGACAAAUGGGAUGUUUUCAAUCGAAUAAGAAGAGGAAUUGGGAGAUUACAUUUUUCGAAGACAUUGCCUACGUUUCAAGUGAUGAAAAGGAGAAAUGGAAACAAUAGUACAAUAGGAGAGCUAAAAGAAUUACGUCAUCUCCAAGGAUGUAUUCGUAUUGGGGGGCUAGAGAAGGUGGCUGACUUUGAGGAGGCCAAGGAGGCUAACCUCUUCGAUAAGCAUCGGAUUGAUAGGUUGGAGUUGGAAUGGAACGAUAAUAAUGAAAGAGGUAGCAUGGAGGGUGUACUAGAGGGCUUACAACCAUACACAGGAUUAAAGCAACUCCAAAUAACUAAUUAUGGUGGCAUAAGUUCUCCAAAAUGGAUGAUGAUGAUGAUCGCGUGCUAUGAUAUGCUGACGACAAUAAAACUAAGGAAUUGCAACAAGUGCAAAUUGCUCCCCCCUUUUGGAAAUCUACCCUCGCUCGAAGUAUUGCAUAUAUCUGAAAUGAAGGAAGUGGAACAUAUAGGAAUAGAAUUUUAUGGAUAUGGUGAUGACAACAAUAAGAAGCAGGGAUUUCAAAAGCUGCACUCUUUCUCUCUCAUGUAUGAGUGGUUUGAAGGAAUGGUGGGGAGCAGAAGGUGAAUUUCCUUGCCUUAAAUACCUUUGCAUCUAUGAUUGUCCCAAAUUGAUCAAAUUGCCCCCUUUCUUUCCUACCGUGAAAUGUAAAAUGGUGAAUUUGGAAAUCACCAAUUGUCCUAUGCUUCAAUUAUUGCCGGAGUUACAAAGUCUUGCAUCUCUUAAGUAUUUGGAAAUCAACGAUUGUCCUAAACUUCAAUCAUUGCCAGAAUUACAAAGUCUUGCAUCUCUUGUGUAUUUAAUAAUCAUCAAUUGUCCUAUGCUUCAAUCAUCGCCAGAGUGAUAAAGUCUUGCAUCUCUUGGGAAAUUGAUGAUAAAAAAUUGUAAUUAUUUAUAAUUGCCCUUAUCCUUAUCCUUAUGAAGAUGGACAGUCGGUUGCAAGUGGUAGAGGAAGAUUGGCCCCCAAGAUUUCGAAAUUUUGUACUCCCGCUUCAAAGCUAUUCGGACUUGGGAGAGAGAAAAUAGCACAUCUUAGUUCUCAUCUCAAUUCGUUAUGUAUCGAGCGCCGUACGUAAACCUGAACCCGGCAGAAUAGGGCCCAACUUCAGUUGCAUUGAAUUUGCUGGCUGUUGAUAUGAACACACGUAUGGAGCUAGCAUUCAACCUCAUCAAUCAUGUGACCCUGUCAAACCCAGUAAACACCCAUCACAGAAAAGCUUGUUGCUUGUCUUCCCCAGCUCAUGUUUCUGGUGUUUCCCUACUCAUUUUCACUACGCAUAUAUGCUCAGAUUGGGAAAGCCAGGAGUGAAAAUGUGCAAUUCCUAUUAAUUAGAGAUGAAGAUGGGGAUUUUCACCUGCCAAGGAAUAUGUGUUUAUGACUGGGGAUUUUCGUCCCGAAUCCAAGGCAUUUGAGAUCUUGUUUGUGGGAUGCAUGCCCAUGUUCAUGAUUUGGGCCAUUACUAGUUCAAUAUAUGUUCUUUUCCAUCUGCGAAGGAAUAUGUGUAAUGCCUAUUGUACAGUAUUCGGUUCUAGGGCUAAAGUACAACAAAUCAGAUGGUGAUUGUUGUGAUUGUGUUUUGAAUUCCAGUUGCAGCCUGCGCCAUGAUCCAAUCCUACUUUUGUGGUGAAAAUCCAGCAAAGAAAAAUUCAUUGAGGUCUGCGGUGGAUGCAGAGGGCUUGGGUUUCAUAUAUAUUAUAUUUGUUUCUAGGGUUUGAAGCAAGAGAAUGUUAUACAAAACAGUUUGAGAGAGAAGGUUUUGGGUGUAUAGGGCGCAAGGGUUUGAAAGAAUCUGCUCAUACUUGUACCCCAUUGCUGAUUAUAAUGGAUUCUUGCUCUUCCUAUCUGGAUGUAGGCUUAAAUCCGAACCACGUUAAAUCUCUCUGUGUUUUCUUGA
Messenger RNA from Nelumbo nucifera (sacred lotus), 3645 nucleotides. RefSeq names its product putative disease resistance protein RGA3. Gene Ontology annotation, biological process: defense response to other organism. The record is from RefSeq and is a predicted model, not a curated record. NCBI's taxonomy places the organism in Eukaryota, Viridiplantae, Streptophyta, Magnoliopsida, Proteales, Nelumbonaceae. Gene Ontology annotation, molecular function: ADP binding.